Molecule: messenger RNA, 903 nt
Organism: Colletotrichum higginsianum IMI 349063
Lineage: Eukaryota; Fungi; Ascomycota; Sordariomycetes; Glomerellales; Glomerellaceae
Product: Short chain dehydrogenase
Exons: 1
Coding region: 1-903 (300 amino acids)
Molecular function (GO): oxidoreductase activity, acting on the CH-OH group of donors, NAD or NADP as acceptor
Source: RefSeq, a predicted model, not a curated record
AUGGCCGAACCAACCGCCCGCGCCGACCUUGCAAGCCGCCAACUCCCCUCCAUGACCCUCGCCACCGGCCUCCCCUCCCUCCCAGGCUCCUCCGCGUCCCGCACCGCCUCCGCGGCGGACGACCCCACCACGCGCUUCGCCCUCCCCGGCACCGCCGUCAUCACCGGCGGCACUGGCGCCAUCGCCAACGCCGUCGCCCGCGCCAUGCUCCAGCACGGCCUCGCCGGCCUCGCCCUCCUCGACCUCGACGUCUCCUCCCCCGCCGCCGCCGCCCAGGUCGCCGCCCUGCGCGCCGAGUUCCCCGCCACCCGCGUCGACGCCCACGCCGUCGACGUCACCGACGAGGCCGCCGUCGCCUCCGUCUUCGACCGCGUCGCCUCGGACCUCGGCGGCGUCGACUACCUCGUCUGCCUCGCCGGCGUCGUCGGCUGCGUCCACGCCCUCGACAUGCCCGCCGCCCAGUUCCGCCGCAUCCUCGACGUCAACACCACGGGCGCCUUCAUCUGCGCCCAGGCCGCCGCGCGCCUCAUGGUCCGCCAGGCCCGCGGCGGCCGCAUCGUCCUCACGGCCUCCAUCUCGGCCCACCGCGUCAACUUCCCGCAGCCCCAGGCCGCCUACAACGCGAGCAAGGGCGCCCUGCUGCAGCUCAAGAGCAGCCUCGCCGCCGAGUGGGCCCGCUACGGCAUCACAGUCAACAGCAUCAGCCCGGGGUACAUGGACACCGUGCUCAACGAGGGCGAGGGGCUGCGCGAGGCCCGCGAGGUCUGGGCCGCGCGGAACCCGGCCGGCAGGAUGGGCAUACCCGACGAGCUCGGCGGCGUCGUCGUCCUGCUCUGCUCGAGGGCAGGGAGCUACUUCAACGGCAGCGACUUGGUCGUUGACGGCGGUGGUAUCGUUUUUUAG